Messenger RNA from Acanthoscelides obtectus, 894 nucleotides. The record is from the annotation of a GenBank genome assembly. Lineage: Eukaryota; Metazoa; Arthropoda; Insecta; Coleoptera; Chrysomelidae.
AUGGAAACUCAACCUGAAGAGCAGAAAGCAGCCAGGGUUAAUUGGUGUCAAAAACGCUUGACCUCGGCUGUUUGGGUGUUCCAAGGUGCAGAAAAGCCAACAAAAGUCAUCCGUUCUCGAAGUCUUUCGAAAAAGAUGGUCGCGACAUUUAUGUCAAAAGCGGGUCAUAUUGCAACAAUUCCUCUUAAUGAGCAAAGAACUGUUACUGCGGAUUGGUAUACCACCAUUUGUUUGCCAAGAGUCAUCACCGAGCUUCGAAAAAUCAACCCCGAAAGAUCAAUCAUCAUCCACCAAGACAAUGCAAGCUCGCACGCAGCCCAAAAAAUAAGGCAGUAUUUAACGGAAGAAAACGUGGAAUUAUUGGACCAUCCUCCAUAUGGUCCCGAUCUAAGUCCUAACGAUUUCUUUACUUUGCCGAAAAUUAAAAACAGACUGCGUGGUCAAAGUUUCCAGUCACCAGAAGAAGCAGUUGACGCAUUCAAAAAUUCCGUUUUGGAUCUGCCAGCAAACGAGUGGAAUAAGUGCUUCAAAAAUUGGUUCGAGCGCAUGCAGAUGUGUAUUAAUCUUCCUUCUGGACUACCUCGAACCUUGAUUAGUGACAGGCAGCAUGCUUACGUCAUGCAAUUGUGGAAUAAACUCAUACAGCCCUACGGUGAGGCUCAUGUCGUUCUUCCAUCCUAUAGCCUCCCAGAUAAGCUUUGCAGAUGGAUAGCUGACCUUCUCCCUGUCCAGAUGACCGAGGACUUGAUCUGGCACGAACACAUCUCGUCAAUAGCAGCAGCUGCUGGGAAAAAGCUAGGCUAUUUGUUUAGGGCUAACAAGGUAUUGCCCACAAUGCAGGGUGCUGCCGCCCCGACCACAUUAUCCAUGCUCGAUGCUGCCCUUCUCUUAUAG